Molecule: messenger RNA, 2404 nt
Organism: Amoebophrya sp. A120
Lineage: Eukaryota; Dinophyceae; Syndiniales; Amoebophryaceae
Source: the annotation of a GenBank genome assembly
AUGCAAUCGCAACCGAAAUGGAAAACCGCAACCUACUUACACCAGGACCUUCUGAGUCGAAUUCAAAUUAGUUUCUUUACCCCAGCUGAUCAUUUUUCGUUAGCCAAGAACUUCUUCAACCUUGAGCAGCCUCUUGAGAAAACACAAACUUCCCCUUUCUUCCUGUCACACAAUUUUUCCAAGAUGCCGAUCGGUCAGUUCGACAUUGCGGAAUUUUACACGGAUGACGAGCUUGGCUCCUUCCGUGCGAAGUUCGACGAGUUUGACAAAACCGGCUCCGGUUACAUCGAGGAUGUCGACUGUCCCGAGCUGAUCGCCACCUGGUUCCCGAAACACUUGUCGAAGACCGCGUUCAAGAAAGCCUUUCAGUCCGUAAACUCCGAGCGCCCCGGGAUGUUUGAUUUCGAGGAGUUCGUGGUGAUCAUGAUCAAGGUGACCAACGCGCGCCGCCGGGCCGACCGGAUCGACUACGCAGACUACCUGGAGAGCUACCAACUGCGGGAGCUGAACAAGCUGUACGCCAAGUACGUGAACGAGCACGGAUCCAUCUCCUCCUCGCAGUUCCGAACCCUGUUUCAGGAUUUGGGCAUGAAAGACCUGGACGACAAAUCCGUGGCCAACAUGAUCGAGGAGGUGGACAAGGACAAGUCCGGCGAAAUCGAAUUUGACGAAUUCGCCAACUUGUGGUGCGUGCUCACUGGAGCGAUCAAACGUACUUAUUAAUUUUGUUUUGUGUAGUUAUUUUUUUUUUUCAAAUUCGAAUGCUGCGCUAAACGAUAACGAGGACAAGUCCCAAAACCCCUAGCUUCCCUUCCCUAUGCUAGCAAGAUGAUGAUGAUGAAAUGAAAUCUACAACAACUCUCUUUUUUCAUCCUGGGUAAGUCAUAGAUACCAAGGAGUCGCUGCACGAUAGUCUCAAGAGGGGCAGAUGCAGCAAAUACUACGGAAAUAUAUGAAUUCACGAACACGACAAAGACGGUAUCACAAUCAAGCACCGUAUGAAUGAUGAAAGAACAAGAGGAACGCUCGACUCUUGAUGCCAAAUCAUGCUGAGAAAUAAACAUAAAACCUUUUCAGGUAUCAACUACCGUGAAUUUCUGACGAACGACCAAAUCCGGAUGUACCGGCGCACGUUUGAGGUUGCGGAUGCGGACGGCUCCGGGUUCAUCGACAUGCGCGAACUGAUGGCGCUCUUCAAACGCCUCGGCAUGGCCCACACGCCUGAGCAGGUCCAGGACGAGCUGCGGAAGGUGGACGCGGACAACUCCGGGGAGUUGUCCUUCGACGAAUUUUGCGUAUUGAUGGUGGGCAUCGGCUCGGAAAAGAAGAAGAAAAUCAUUAACCGAGAGACCUACACCGUGAACCAGCUCGAGGAUGAAGAAUUCACCAUCAUGGACAUUCGCCGCGCGGGGUUCCCGCUGUCCAAGCUUCGCGGCCGGUAUCCGGUGAAAGCCCUGAUGGAGGAAGGAGGGUGGACCGUGAUUGAGUUCCGCCUGGGUGGCUUUAGCGUGCGCGAAAUGCUCAACGCGGGGUGUUCCCCUGCGGAGCUGAAGUGCGCCGGGUUUUCCUCCGCCGAACUGAAGGCGGCCGGCGUGGACGGGAAGUUCAUCGAAAAGUUGCACAUCGACCUGUCGGAGCGCCUGAAGACGGAGGACCCGGAGAAGGUGCUCACCGUGUCCAACCUGACCGGCGUGGAAAAUAGCCUGUUGCCGCUGCAUUCCACCCCGAGAAUCCAGUACCACACCAACUACCGACCCCCCAUGAGCCAGGACGCGCAGCAGAAGCUGGCCGAAGAAAUCAAGCGGACCAAAGAGAUCGAGCGGAAGGAGAAGGAGGUUUCCGGCAGAACAGAGCAAAUGAGCGAGGCCAGGAAGGCACUGAAGACCGGCCAGGGAGUGCCGCCGCCCUCCAUAGCGAACGACGACCCGGAUGCGCGACCAAUGGAGGGAGCCUAGACGGACCCGAUUCAAGGUCCGAUUUUUCUAGAUCUUCGACCUCCUGAGUAGUUCCAAUUUUUGCAGUUUCUUCUGGACACUGUACUCAGAUACAGAAUAAAAGUUUUUCCAUGAUUUUUUCGAGUGUGUUAUACAACAUUACGUAUCAUUUUGCAUAUAUAUUCAGAUCAACAACAGCAAAAAAAUCUAGAUGAGCAGAGUGCCCCCCUGCUGCGCCACAUACUUUGUUUCGUUUGUUUUUACGCUUACAUUCACUUUCGCAUUGUACGAACAAAAAAAUUUGCCUUUCAUCUUCACUACCCUGAUUUCGCAUGCAUUCCAUUCACCUCAUGCCAUGUUGUACCCCAACCGCGUGAAAUGAUUGUUGCGUGACCACCACAGUAAAAUCGAUGGCGAACCUCUUGUUUCGGCAAGCGCCCGCAUUUACAGCCAUGUAUGUAAGAUGAGAC